ACUAGCAAAGAGGAUGGCGGAGGAUGGGAGGGAAGAGUCAGUGGCUACUGACGACGACUCUGACCACACAGCAGCAGACGGGAGCAACAGCCUGAACAACACGAUGGUGGAGGAGGGCUCCACUCUCCUGCGCAGGAUGGAGAUCUGUGUUGCUGAGGCUGAAAAAAGGAGUGGCAAAAAUGCAGUGAACAUGCAGGAGACGUUCACCGUGUACCUCGUCGAAACACGGCCAAUGGAUGCAGUUGCUGAAGGUCGCAACCCGGCCCCUGACUCUCUGUGGAGGAGAUACAGUGAAUUUGAACUUCUGCGGAACUACUUGUUAGUCACCUAUCCAUUCAUCGUGGUCCCGCCUCUGCCAGAGAAGAGGGCAGAGUUUGUGUGGCACAAGCUGUCGGCAGACAACAUGGACCCAGACUUUGUGGAGCGCCGCAGGGUCGGGCUGGAAAACUUCCUGCUUCGUGUGGCAUCACAUCCCGUCCUCUCCAAUGACAAGAUCCUCCACCACUUUCUGACUGAGGAACAUGGCUGGAAGGAAGUGGUGUAUGAGACAGGAUUUCAGGCAAAGGCAGAUUCCAGGCUGAGAGCUCUCAGUGCCACCUUCAGGGUGAGAAAUCCAGAUAAACGCUUCAUGGAGAUGAAACACUACAGUGAUGAGCUGCAGUCUCACACAUCUCAGCUGCUCCGAGCACGAGCAAGAGUUGCAGAUCGACUCUAUGGUGUUUACAAAGUCCAUGGGAACUAUGGAAGAGUUUUCAGUGAGUGGAGCGCCAUAGAGAAAGAGAUGGGAGAUGGACUGCAAAGUGCCGGUCAUCAUAUGGAUGCAUUUGCUGCCUCAAUAGAUGAUAUCUUAGAAGAAGAGGAACAUUAUGCAGACCAACUGAAAGAGUACCUCUUCUAUGCUGAAGCUCUGAGGGCAGUAUGCAGAAAACAUGAGCUGACCCAGUUUGAGCUUGAGAUGGCCACCCAGGACCUCAUCUCCAAGAAACAGCAGCGUGAGGAGCUGGCUACAGGGAUUGUGCGGACGUUCUCCUUUAAAGGAAUGACCAACAAGCUGUUUGGCCAGGAGGCACCUGAGCAGAGGGAGGCCAGGCUGAAGCUGCUGGAGGAGCUGAUCGCAGAGGGUGAAGAGACCGUCAAGGAGAAAACGAUCGAGUGCGAAGAGCAUGUUGAAAGGGCGUGGGUGGAUAUGCAGCGCUUUAAGGAGCAGAAAGACAAAGAUCUGCGGGAAGCACUCAUCAACUAUGCUGUCAUGCAAAUCAGCAUGUGUAAAAAGGGAAUACAAAUGUGGAGCAAUGCCAAAGAAUGUUUCCUCAAGAUGUAAAGUUGAAGCCAUAUUUAAAGGAUUUCCAUUCUCAGUGAUGCUCAGUUGUGGAUGCUGAGAAACGAUGCCCAGUGUCUUCUGGAUAGAGUAACAGUAAAGCAACAACAUUGCGUAUAAAAAUAAUGUAGUUUGAAGUAUUUACACAAAAUGCAUUCAUAUGCAGUUAACUUUCGAUUUUAACUUUUUUUACUUUCUUUGUUAACUUUUUGUGGAAUGAAAAGGCUUAGGAAGGUGGUGAUUCACACAAAGCACAUGACGGGGACACUGGAGACCAGGGUUCACAGGGUUAACUUUCUCAAGAUUUAGAUACGACCAUGUUCUCUCUCCCUAAAGAAGCACUUUUGUUGAAGUCAAGUAACUACUCGUGAGAUUAGUGAAGUGACUUUGACAUUUGGGGAAUGUGCUGUUUGAAAGACAUGGGGUUUUAUGCCUCUGUGCCAGCAACAGCUGUGACCGAUGGCAUUAUGUUUUCAGGUUGUCUGUCCCAUUCUGGUGAAUGCAAUAUCUCAAGAAUUCUUUGAGGUAAUUUCUUCAAAUUUGGCACAAACAUUCUCUUGACGACUCAGCGAUGAACUGAUUAGAAUUUGGUGGUCAAAGGUCAAGGUAACUGUGACCUCAUCUGACCCAUUCUUGUGAAUGUGAUAUCUCAAGAAUGCCUGAAGGGAAAAUUUUCAAAUUUUGCACAAACAUCCACUUAGACACAGAAAUGAACUGGUUAGAAUUUGGGUGUCAUGGUCACUGUGACCUUGUAUCCGUCUCAUUCUUGUGAGCAUGAUAUCUCAAGAACACCUCGAGGGAGUUUUCUCAAAUUUCGCACAAACAUCCAAUUGGGCUCAUUAAUGAACUGAUUAGAAUCAAUUGUUAUUUAGGGUUGGGUACUGAUCUCUGUACUUUUAAGGAUAUCAACUGAAUAAUGUUGGUACUACAGAGUACUGAGCCACUUGAAAUCUAAUGGUGCGAAAUUUCGGUACCUGAAAGCACAUCUGGGUGAGAAUGCGGGGUUUAGACAAGAGGAGGAGCGUGUUGUGAAGCACCCUGAAGCCUGGAAGCCAGCCACAGAGCUCCAUGGAACCACAGAGUUCAAAUUCAGACAGGAGGUAGAAGCAUCCCUGAGCACAGAGCUCCACAGCUGUUCCUUCGGCUUCCCAGCAAACUAAGGGGCUGUACACAUGCCAUGUUUUUUGCGCCCUCAGAUUCAUUGUUUUUAGUGUAGAGGUGCGGCAGGUGCACUCAAACGCCAGAGAUACGGCAGUGCAGCAGGCAUGUGUUCCCAAGCCCGUGUUUUUCAGGGUGCGACCACUACACCCUGAGAUAAACUGAGUUCAACUUUUGGAACACAGCAGCGUGCACGGUAUGUCAUGUGAUGAUGACCAACCAAUCACAGCUGACAGAUAUCUUUCCCUUCAUCCAUAAAUAUCAGUCUGUGAUAACUGUGGAGAAGAAGUUAAUCAUUUUAGUGCAGAGCUGUCAGAGCUUUAGACAGACAACAGGCCUACACAAACAGUGCCUGGAAGAAGAUCAGCUCUGCACUCAGGAUUUCAGGCAAAUAGGCUAAUGCGGUGCUUGCUGUGGUUGUUUAGCAACCUUAGACGCAACCUGCUGCUAUGCUCUUAAAAGCUGGCACAGAAAAGGCACAAGAGAAGCACCCGACCCCGUGUUUUCCAGGCGAUUAAAGGUGCGGCAUGCAUACGGCCCCAAGCUGUUGCUAUAGCGCCAGUCUGCUGUGAUAGUUUCAGCAUCUGGUCUUUUUUGCUUUCUACCAUAUUUUAACAAUAAAUUAUAUUACUAAUUAUAACUUUUAGACGAGCAGAAAAGAGAAGAGGAGCAGGAUUUAUUUUACGUCUAUUACAUCAGUCCUGCUGCUUGUUCAAAUGGUCAAGUGUUGAAAAGGUACUGCUGGGCACCUCGUUCGAGUUCUCUGAACUGGUACUGGUAUCAGUUUAAAUGUGACUGGUACCCAACGCUUUUGGUAACCAUGGUAACAUGUCUAUGCUUUAGGGAUUGUCCCUGACACUUCAGAAAUUUAAAAGCAGUGAAAACAGUGGAACAGUAGCAAACACACAGUAUCUUCCAUCAUGAUGUUACAGCACAACAUGCCUCUCUACCGGUUUGUCAUGUUUUAUGAUACAUGCUCAUAAAUCCAGAGAACAUAACAUUUGCCCUCGGCUUUCCCUCGGCCUGAACCAAAUAAAGGGAACUACAGGUGUGAAAAUGACUUGGGCUGCUUAAACAUGACUAUGAAGACAUUGAAAGUACGCUGUAGUGCUCAGUAACAUUCAGCAUUACAUUUCCCUCUGCGGUGAGGUAAUUGCUUCCAGUCAUGCUUUAGAUGAAUCAGUCAAAGUGAAGAAGCUACAAGAUGUUGAUUUCAUGUGCUGAUGUGCAGGACAGUGUAUUAUACUAACGUACAGGAAGCUGCACAUAAGAUUCAUGAAAAUCAGUCUGAGAUGAUUUUAUUUAAUUGAAUUUAACCUUCAUACUGUAUAUUGCCUGAAAUGUUUCCCUUACAUGUUUAAAGGGAUAGUUCACAUUUUUUGAAGUGGGGUUGUAUUAAGUUCUUAACCACAGAUAGUGUAUAACAUACAGUAAAUGUCAGUCAGCAUGCCCCCAGUUUGCAAAAGCAGGCUGGAGUCUGACACGGAAGCUGAGCAAUCUACUGCUGUGGAUGAGGUCAGUAACAAAACAAAUUUUAGCCACCUAAAAAAAAAAAAAAAAAAUCAAUGUCAGUUUAAAAGUGUGAUAUAUUAAAAGUAUUACAGUGCUUUACCUUGCUCUCAGACUGAUUACCAAUAGGAUAAUGAGGCUGUUGCAGUAAUUUAACAUUGCUGAAGAAAGGAGCUGCUGCUCUACCACUGCCUCAAUCAGUUAGUUUGUGUUAUUGUGUGACUAUGGCAUAGUUUGUUAAAACACAUUUUGUGCUGACCCCGUCCACAGCAGGAGAUUGCUUAGCUUCCAUGUCAGACUCCUUCCACUUCUCCAAACUUGGAGCAUGCUAACCAACAUCUGCUGUAUGUCAUAGACUGGCUAUGGAUAAGUAUCCCUUACAACCCCACUUCAAAAAUCUGAACUGACUCAUUAAAUAACAGUUUAUUUCCUGUAUUGGAGGCUUGCCAGCAAUAAGCUUUUUGUGUGUAUUUGUGAAGUUUUCAUAACUCCAUUUAUCUAAACCUAUUUGUAUUUCAGAUUUUAAUCUCAAUUUGGAUGUAGCUGUUUGUUUUAUUUAUUUGAAUAAAAUGAGUCCAUGC
Molecule: messenger RNA, 4566 nt
Organism: Epinephelus fuscoguttatus (brown-marbled grouper)
Lineage: Eukaryota; Metazoa; Chordata; Actinopteri; Perciformes; Serranidae
Product: sorting nexin-4-like
Exons: 14
Coding region: 14-1321 (435 amino acids)
Biological process (GO): protein transport
Molecular function (GO): phosphatidylinositol binding
Source: RefSeq, a predicted model, not a curated record